UUUUUUUUUUUCUUUUUUUUCCCCUUCUCUUUCCUCACCUUCUCUUACUCUCUCCCUUCCUGAUUACGGACCAAACAACUUCAUCGGUACAAACUAAUUAAUUGCUCCCUCUGCUCUGCUGCUCUGACCACCGUUUUCCUACGCCUGGACGCUGUCUCUGUCAACCUACAUAAGAUUUUCUCGCCGUUUUCUCACUCUCGCAUCUUUGUCUUUCCUGUCUUCCUUUCUUUUUUACCCCCACCUUUCCAUCCGCUCACUACACACACACUAGUUCCCUACGGAGUACUCUUACAUACAUAUCACCACCCUCGUCAAUUUCUUUGUCUGCUCCCAUUUCGGACUAUGAGUGACACCAGUCCAUCUGUACUCUGUUCAUGAUGGAAGGUUCCAUUCCUUCGUCCUCCAGCCUUUCCACUCCUACAGCUGCCUCCUCUUCUCCAGCGGCUGCCUCCGUAUUUCGUCCUCGCAGAUCUGAAGACUGGAACAAGUAUCGUCCCUUCAUCGAACAGCUCUACCGGGAUGACCAACUAAAACUUCGAGAUGUCAAAAGAAUCAUGGAGCGUGAUCACAAAUUUGUUGCCUCAGAAAAACAAUACAAAGACCGGCUAGCGGCCUGGAACAUUCGCAAGAAUAUCAAGGCCAAAGAAGUCAACAUCAUGAUUCGAAAACAGCAGAAACGUGCUGCCAAAGGCAAGCAAACAGCCUUUCGAGUAGCCGGCCAAAAAGUCGACACCAAACGCAUUGCCCGUUUUGUCCGUAGAUACGGGACCAACUGGGACAACGAUACCCAUCCUAUGGAGCCUCAUCAAGCAAGCCCCGAGCCAGAAACCCCGUCGGAUAUGAGUUACUACACUCCAGAGCCAGAUGAAAGAGCUUCGACGUUGUCUCCUCAUCCAGAGGCACAACCACAUCUUUUUGAUAAACUAGACCCCAUCCCCGAUUCCGAACUGGACGAUACCCAGUCCCUUCCAAUUACACUAAGCCCAACAACCUCAACCAACGAUACCCCCAAACCCCUAGAAACCCCCGGGCCUCUAGCCGAAGAUCCGUGGCACGCACUCGCCAUGUUUCAAUCUCGUCUUCUCGAACUACAAGAGACCCUAGAUACCACGACGGCCGGGCUCAUCUCUCCACAUGACGACUCGAAACAGUAG
This is a messenger RNA of Aspergillus ochraceoroseus IBT 24754, 1154 nucleotides long. Its product is annotated as Clr5 domain-containing protein. NCBI's taxonomy places the organism in Eukaryota, Fungi, Ascomycota, Eurotiomycetes, Eurotiales, Aspergillaceae. Bases 375 to 1154 code for a protein of 259 amino acids. The record is from RefSeq and is a predicted model, not a curated record. The transcript is spliced from 4 exons.